UUGUUUUUUUCUGAAUAUUUAAAGGACUGGCAGUGAGGAAGACUAUAUUUAGGUGGAGUCUGACAUACUUAUUCAGCAUUGUUGGGUUAUUUACUAUAUGCUGGGCCUGGGGAAAUAAAGAUGAGAAAGACACAAUAUCCACCACAAAGCACCUCCCAGUCUAAUGGAAAAGCCUUGCCCAUAUUAAGCUCACAUUGCUUUACAUUUUGCUUAGAUUAAAUGGCAGAAAAACAAGUGCCUAUAUAGCAUUCGUGAAUAAACUGAUGAGAAAUUUGGUCAUUAGUAGCAAAAGCUAAAUGUAAGACAGGGAGUAAAAAGUCUCCUAUCUGGAGAACUCUUAGGGUCAUUAACAGCUUUAUGCCACAGAGUUGGACCAUCUCUUUAUUUAAACUUAAGCCAGCCAUAAAAUUCUAUUUGAAUAUGAACCUACAUUUUGUGAACUUCUUUGCUACUACCUCUCCCCUUCUUUUAGUAUACUGGUGGAAGGAAGAUUACCAUAACUAUCCUUAAACCUUAGUAACAUUUCAGCUUCUACCUAGUCAUGUUUUUAUAUGCUCAAUCAUAUUGAGGAUCUAAAGCAAUAUUUUAACCUAGCAUAAUGUAUAGAGCUAAGAAACCUUGCCUGACACCUUGCAUGAUAUCUUCUGUAUUAUUAGGGAUUUUGCGCUGGUCAGGUGAGUCCAGGUAUUUGAUCUCUGUCAGCCUGUCUUGUAUCUCUGCAGGGAAUGUGCUCCUGGCACUCUGGACAGUGGAACAGAAUCAACUGAGUGACAUCAUUACCCUGGUUGCAAAAUGUAGUCUGGAGAUACAGGAGAAAUUUGGGAUCUACCAUACCAAAGAAGGCCAGGACUUGCAGCUAAAGAUAGGUCUGUCUGCAGGUCGAAUUUCCCAGGUUAUUGUUGGAGACGAGCAGCGGCAGUACCUCUUGGUGAUUGGGAGGGAUGUAGAUGAUGUCCGGUUAGCUCAGCAUUUGGCUCAGGCAAAUGAGAUUGUCUUGUCCUGGAACUGCUGGACACUCUGCAAGCAGUACAUGUUUGAAGUAGAAAUCAUGAAGGAUCAUAAAGCUGUGAAGUUAAGAGAUAUGCGGAUCACUGGCCCAUUUGAUUUCGAUGAACAUUUUCACAAGUGUCUCAAUUAUCUGCCACAUUACCGGACAAGUGCUAACAUUCUAAGAACUGCCCUGGAGUUGGAUCCAGACUCUGCACUUGAGCAAACUCUGCGGAAGCACAUCAUGAAAAACCUUUUGAAGAAGAUUGAUGAAGGCCAGCCUAUGGAGUAUAUAUCUGAAUUUCGUAACGUGACUAUGGUUUUAGUCAGCCUAGAGUUCCACAAGACAGCGUGGAUGUUGCAUUUGUGUCAUCUUAUCCAGAAGGCUGCGUUAUAUAUCUCCACAGUCAUAGAGAAAGGGGGUGGCCAGCUGAGCCGGAUCUUUAUGUUUGAGAAAGGCUGCAUGUUCCUCUGUGUUUUUGGCCUUCCUGGGGAUAAGAAGCCAGAUGAGUGUGCACAUGCCCUAGAGAGCUCCAUCAGCAUCUUCAACUUCUGCUGGGAGAAUCCCACCGAGACCAAGCUUGUUUCCAUCAGUGUCACCAAUGGACCAGUAUUCUGUGGUGUGGUUGGGGCAGUAGCAAGACAUGAAUAUACAGUUAUUGGCCCAAAAGUGAGCCUUGUGACCAGAAUGAUAACUGCUUAUCCAGGUUUGGUGUCUUGUGAUGAGGUAACAUAUCUAAGAUCCAUGCUACCUACUUACAACUUCAAGAAACUCCCUAAGAAAAUGAUGAAGAACAUCUCCAACCCUGGGAAGAUGUAUGCAUAUCUUGGCCAUAGAAGAUGCAUCAUGUUUGGGAAGAGACAUUUGGUCAGAGAGAGGAAUAAAAAUCACCCCUUGUUAGAACGGGAGACAGAACUGGAAGCUUUCAAAAUGGCACAGCAAGGAUGUUUGCACCAGAAGAAGGGACAAGCAGUUAUGUAUGAAGGUGGAAAGGGCUAUGGAAAAAGUCAGCUGUUGGCUGAAAUAAACUUACUGGCCCAGAAGGAAGGGCACAGUUUCCCUUAUCCUUCCAAGUUUCACACAUGGAUGACCUGGCCAGACAAAAGAAGAUUAAAGAGUGUUUUUUUCAAGUGCUACAGGAGCUACCUUCUCUGCAGGUGCCUUGGAAACCCCCUCUACUGUGAGGUCCUAUGCCAGGACCUUCUCUCUAAGGACAUACUGCUCUUUCAUGACCUCCAGAAGGCAGAGGAGGAGAACAGCAAGUGGGAGACCCUCUCAGCUAAUGCCAUGAAAUCCAUAGUGUAUAGUAUUUCUCCUGCCAGCUCUGAAGACGACCAGGAACUUUAUGUCUGCAUAGUAAAGGAUGGUGUGAACUUGGAUACAGUGCUGCUCCCACCGUUGUUAAAAGAAAUAGCAGUAAACCAACUGGAUCAGUUGAGCCCAGAAGAACAGUUGCUGGUUAAGUGUGCUGCAGUCAUUGGCCACUCCUUCCACAUAGAUCUGCUGCAGCACCUGCUGCCUGGCUGGGACAGACAUAAGCUACUGCAGGUGCUGAGGGCUCUUGUGGAUAUACACGUGCUCCGUUGGUGCGACGAGAGCCAAGAGCUCCCUGCUGAGCCAAUAUUAGUGCCUUUUCCUGUGGAGAUGAUUGAAAAAACCAAAGAGAAAAGGAAAAAGUCGGAUGAGGGAAAGAAAGAGUCGGGGGCUGGCUCUCCUCUCAGGCUAAAGGAGGAGCUCUCUCUCCCUCACCCUGAGGUGCUGGAAUUUGGAGCGCCUCUAUUACGGGAAGCUGCGUGGGAGCUGUGGCCCCAGGCACAGCAGAGAGCCCUGCACCUCGAAUGCGCCUGCCUUCUCCGAGACCUGGCCAGCCGCUGUGGGAGCUGCCAGGGGGCCGACUUUGUCCCUUUCCACCGGUUCGCCGUCUGUCCUAUGAAGAGCUCCAGAGGGACAUCCCGAUUCUGUAGUUACAAAGAUACUGGCUCGGUGCUAACACAAGUGAUCACAGACAAACUGCAGCUGCCUUCUCCCCAAGAUAGUUUUCAGUUCCAGAUGAAACUAUCCCAAAGUCAGGAGGCCUUCACAAGGGAACACUGCAGAACAGAGGAAGAGUUCCUGGAUCAAGUGAGCAAGAAGCUGGCUCAGACCAGCCCCCAGAAAGACAUGCUGACCAUGAAGCCCUGUCACUGUGCGGAAAUCCUGAAGGCAGUGAUCUCUCCCCUCACUGAGCACUGCCUGGUCAUCAGAGAAAACACUUGCGCGUUUUAUUACCUGCUGGAAGCUGCCGCUGCCUCCUUGGACCUGUCAGAUAAUUACAUGGCCUUGUUUUAUUUGAGGAAGGCAAGCAGUCUUCUGGACCAGCACUCGGCAUUCUCGUUUUUGAAAAAGCACAAAAUGAAGAUCUGUCAGUUUGAGGAGGCCACUUUCUGCAGUCUCCAGUCAGAGGUCUGUUUCAACAUGGGACAGAUCACCUUGGCCAAAAAACUGGCUAAGCAAGCACUUCGACUGCUGAAAAGGAAUUUCCCUUGGACCUGGUUUGGUGUCCUUUUCCAAAUAUUCCUGGAAAAAUACUGGCAUCCCUGUUCCCUGAGCCAACCUCCAGACAACCCUAGUGACAAUAAGAAGUCAGCCGUCCUGCAGCAGCGGGUGCACUGCCUCUCCCUGCUCUGUCAGCUCUACAAUCUGGAGGCCACAGCCAGCAGCCGCAGGUUUGCCUGCCUGGCCAUGCUGAUGCAGAAGAAUUCAGCCGAGGAGUUUGCAAAUGAAGCCCAGGUUGUCUCUACCUAUGUGGCCCUCUCCCAGUUCUCCCAGAAUGUGGGUGACAGGGAGAAGUGGCUGCACUGUGAGCGAUUGGCCAUUCAGAAAAGCAGCCUGUGUUGGUUCUCCAGGGAGGGAUUGUUGGCCACAGCGCAGCUCAUGCAGACCCUGGCCUACACCAAGUUCUGCCUCGGCCACCUUGACUCUUCCAUCAAGCUGGGUUUUCAAGCUCAUGAGAUAUGCAGACACCUCAAGAAGCCAGCUCUGGAGAAUCUGGUUCUCUCAGUUCUCUUCAGAUCUGCAUUUCUCAAGAAGAAAUUUGAUCUGUGUGUCCGUGUGCUGGACAGUCAGUGGGCGCUCAUUUCCCAGGGUCAUGAUGUCCUUGGCCUGGCCUGCUUCUAUUCUGCUUGCCUAGAUCUGCUGCUCUAUGGAAAAGGAUUGCUCUGCAGGCCCUUUGGAGAGUGUCUGCAUUUCAUUCAAUACUAUGAGCAGAGCUGCAUUCUAACCUCUCAGAGCAAUGUCAUGCUGGGACUCCACACCUCUCUGGCCAUGUGGUUUGCCCAGGACUCACAGUGGAACCUGUUUGAGCAUCACUUCUCCAAGGCUCGCCAGUUGGUGAAAAGAACCAAUGCCUCACUGUUUGGUUCACAUGGCUUUGUCCGGUUCCUAGAGUGCCAAGUGCUGAUGUUACAGAAAAUGCCAGGGCGGGUCUUCAUGCACACUCCCCCAGAGACUCAGAGUCAAGUCUUAAAGUAUUUCAAGGAAUUCUUCUCUCGAUGUGUGACCUGUCCUGUUUAUCACCCAUGGGUCUCUGAGCUUAAAGCCUCUGUAUUGAGAUAUGGAAAGAGAAAACUCAUGUCCUUGACUAACAGCGUCAGGCCAUUGGACACCUGCUUGACCGGGAUUUGGAUAGAGGGGGCAUUCCUGGAGGAAGACAAGUCCUUUGAAGGAAAUUUAGCAAUACAGAGGUUUGACAGAGUGGAUGUCGCGGAGAAGGGGAGCGAGGAAGAAACUCAAGAAUGUUAAUGUUACAACCAAAAAAUCACCUGGAGGGGUCAUGGUUGCCUUAUUGUGUAUAACACCAAGAAAUACGCAAUCCUCCUCUUUAAGAUGCUGUGUAGUGUACAUAUUAAACGCACUAGUCUUUCACAGCCACCACUAUCUAGAUCUUUGUGAAAAUAAAAUUCUAUGUUUCUGAAGCAUGAAACUUA
Miniopterus natalensis is the source of this 4953-nucleotide messenger RNA. The record is from RefSeq and is a predicted model, not a curated record. Lineage: Eukaryota; Metazoa; Chordata; Mammalia; Chiroptera; Miniopteridae.